AUGCCUCCCAAUUUCCAAGUCGUAGUCUCGCGAGGCAUUUACCACGGUUUGCCAACGUUCCCCGAUAAACCGGGAUACAAGGAUCUCACGGCCAUUUCGUGCAUCGCAACAGGCAUCUCGGGCUACCACAUGGUGAAGGCGCUGGCUGCCGCUCCCGAACGCUGGUCGAAGAUCUAUUGUCUGUCGAGACGUCCUCCGCCGGAUUAUUUCUUCGAAGAGCUGGGCGAGGGCGCACAGCGUGUCGAACAUGUCGAAGCAGAUUUCUUGGGGAAACCGGAGGACAUUGCGGAUAACUUGAAACAGAAGAUCAAGAAGGUCGACCACGUAUUCUUCUUUUCCUACACGCAACCCCAACAGAAGGGCGGCGUGCUUAAUAUGUGGUCCGAUGCAGACGCUCUGGCGAAGAUCAACACCGACCUGAUCUCGAACUUCAUCGAAGGCCUCAAACUCGCCAACCUCACGCCUAAACGCAUGUUGCUCCAGACGGGAGCUAAACAGUACGGAAAGUGGUUUCCUGGUUGCUUCCACAUCGGCCCAGCCACCACACCCUCCUACGAGUUCGACCCGCGCGUAACGCUCGAAAACAACUUCUACUACCCCCAAGAAGACGUGCUGGCCAAGUACUGCAAAGAAAACAACCUCGGAUGGAACGUGGUGCGGCCGAGCUACAUCAUCGGCGCCGUGCGCGACAACAUCCUCAACUACCUGCCCGGCUUCGCCGUGUAUGCAUCUGUGCAGGCCCACUUGAAGCAGCCUCUCGCCUUCCCCGGGGACUACCAGGCUUGGGAUCGCGAGCAUUGUCAAAGCAGUGCGAUGAUUAAUGCUGCGUUGGAGGAGUGGGCUGUUUUGACGCCCGAGGCGGCGAAUGAGGCUUUUAAUGUGCAGGAUGGGACGAAUUUUACUUGGGGGAGGUUCUGGCCCUACUUGGCUAGCUGGUAUGGAACUACCUGGGAACCGCCCGAGGCUGACGCCAGUAAAUACCGCGACUUCACCUCGAGAGCAGUAGAGACUCCGCGCGGCUACGGUCCCCAAGGCGUCACUCGCUCGACCUUCAGCUUGAUGGAGUGGUCCGAGAAGCCCGACGUGGUCUCGGCUUGGGAGGAGCUCAAGGCGAAGCACGGCCUCCUCCUUGACCCGUUCAAGGAUCGAGCGCAGACGUUCGGUGUCACGGACUCUGCCAUCAUCGGCGGAUGGCCGUUAUCCCUCAGCAUGCGCAAGGCGAGGAAGAUGGGCUUCCAUGGGACGGCGGACUCGCUGGAAACGCAGUUUUGGACCUUCAAAGCACUCGUGGACAUGAAGGUGUCGCCGCCGCUGGCUGUUGAUAGCUAUGUCGAGGAGGUGCAGUGA
Messenger RNA from Neohortaea acidophila, 1347 nucleotides. RefSeq lists its product as uncharacterized. Bases 1 to 1347 code for a protein of 448 amino acids. The transcript has 8 exons. The record is from RefSeq and is a predicted model, not a curated record. NCBI's taxonomy places the organism in Eukaryota, Fungi, Ascomycota, Dothideomycetes, Mycosphaerellales, Teratosphaeriaceae.